ACUUUCGGCCCGGCUGCGGGAAGCUCAUCGCAGCUAGCCAAUCAGAGGCGUCAGUGCCUGUUUUCCCGCUUACUUCAUUGUUCAGCCGCAUACAAACGUCGCGAGUUUGACGCCGGACAUCUCAUCUUAUCUCACGAUUCAUACACGUAGCGCCAAUUGACACUGGCUCCGCUGUUCUCAGUCAGUCCGCGGCACGAGUCUGACUGUCCGUUGUCUCCAUCAUGCCUUAGACAGGGUCCUACGGUUUUACCAACUCUGAUUCCCAGACCUUUUGCAAACGCUCGCGGAUCGAACAAACUAGUGGAAAUUGACAACCCCUCCAUACAACACAGUGCAACCCUGUCCCUACCGUCUCGAUCUAUCCGUCCGCGCACCAGCCGAUUUCAAUUCCCCCCAGCUGCCUAGGAAUCUGAUACACUGUCCUCACCUGUUCUCCACUUCAUAUCGAAAUUCCUGUACCAUUUUACAAACGAAUCUUGUUGGGUGAACGAAUUCCAAUCUCUAGCCUACUCCCUUCUUUUUUUUCCAUGUCCCACUGGGCCAACCUGUUAUGGUAGUGCCAGGGGCAUAGCUGCUAGACAAAGAAGUGACGAACACCUGACGAAAUUCCUACAACCGCUCAGGACGUGAAACCAACAAGCCGGCUGAAGGAAGUAUUCCCCCGAAUGUGGCUGCAGGGCCAUCGUCAACGCCUACAGCACCCCCAAUACCACCACUUACCCCAGACGGCUCGAAACGAUUUGCCUCUGUGAUUAAAUACUUUCGCCCUUCCAAAGCCCGUAGUACUACCAUAUCCACAACUUGGCCUUCGAGAAAAUUCGUUUCGAAGGGCCCCGCAAAAGCUCCAGCGGAGGGAAUUCCACGCAAUAAGAUCCCUGACGAGUUCCGUCUUGCAACUCCAACUACUCCCAAAGCACCAGAUCUGGACCCGUUUCGGCGCCCAAGUUUACCCGUCCCUGCUGCUGUGUUGGAACCUGGUCUCAGCCAAAAUCUUCAGCUGGAAAAGAGGUUUCUGGAGUACCAGGAGCCGAGGGAGAACGGUAACCGGAAAAGCUCGUUAUCCUUUUCUGAAGGUGGACUUCACUCUGUGCCAAAAAGCCCGCCACCAAUCGAGACACCAACCGGAAAAGCAGGCCCCGAAUCACCGCUUGUGCGGUCGUCUACCAAUAAAACACUUAAUACGUCGAACCAGUCAACCGCAAUUGUGCUUAAAACGAUGGCGUCUAAUAUCACUAGUGGGGCCCAGUAUGACUCUUUUCAGGAGCAAAAUGCUGGACUGAAUACUGCAACUGGAAACCAACCUGCCCCUUCAAAUCUGCAAAGUGGUCACAAUACAUCGUCAGGCCCGACGAAUUUAUCUGGCCUGGUGUGUAAUGUUCAUCGAACGACAGGCAGAGAACCCCACCCGCUUGUGGGGCCUUCCAGCACCGUUCUUGGAGAUAAGCUAUAUGUAUUUGGGGGGCGGCUGCAGUCAAGAAGCAGGCCCGAGCUGUUAACCAAUGAGAUGUACGAAUUGGAUUUGGUACGUCGUCACUGGACCAAAUUAGAGACGACGGGGGACAUUCCCCCUCCACGUUAUUUCCACACAGUAUGUGCUUUGGGCGAUUCGAAACUGGUUUGCUACGGCGGCAUGUCUGCGAAAACUGCUGUUCCAGGUCAGCCUCCCGCGAAUCCAAACCCAAAUGCGCAACAACCAGGGCAGGAAUCACAGCAAGGAGUUGUGCUUUUGUCAGAUAUAUAUAUCUUUGAUGUGCCUAGUAGAACGUGGGUUUUUAUUCCGACCGCCAACGCCCCCCGGGGAAGAUAUGCCCAUUGUGCAACAAUUCUACCCUCCGGCGCUGCUUUCGGCUCCUCUGAUGCCCCUCUGUCCGCUCUCCACCAUAACCCUUCUUCGUCUAAUCCCCACCAAGGGACGCUAGGUGUAGAGAUUGAUGGAUAUGGAGGGGCGGAGAUGAUCGUUGUUGGUGGCCAGGAUACGUCGAAUCAUUAUUUUGAAGAAAUAAAUGUUUUUAAUCUGCGAAGCCUAAAAUGGACUUCCACCACCUCUCUUGAUCGCAGUUGCGGAGCCUAUCGCAGUGUUGCUACCCCUUUGAUCGGGGUGAACGCUUCCGAUAUUGGAGGUGGGGUUGAAGUGGAAGGGUUCAGGGACCCGACGAAGCCAGAUGCCCAGAAACCAGAUCCCCUGCUGUUGAUAUAUUCAAAUUACAAUUUCUUAGAUGUCAAAUUAAAUCUGCAGUUCCGUUUACCUGACGGAAAACUAAUCGAGAAGCCAAUGAAUGGCACGGUUUCGCCUCCCGGCUUACGGUUCCCCAAUGGAGGCAUUAUUAAUGGACAUUUUGUGGUUAGCGGUACUUAUCUUACGUCUUCCAAACAAGAGUAUGCAAUGUGGGCUCUGGAUUUGAAAACACUUACGUGGGGCCGGAUUGACGCCGGAGGAGCCAUUUUUGGACACGGCAGUUGGAAUCGCGGUGUCCUGUGGAGUAGGCGAAGCACAUUCGUCGUUAUGGGACAUCGGAAGCGAAGUUUAGUUGAAGAUUACAACCACCGGCGCAUCAAUUUCUCGCACAUUUGUUUUGUGGAACUCGAAGCAUUCGGCCUAUAUGAGAAUCCACGACGAAGCUCCCCGACUUCGGGGUAUGUCUCUGUAAGCAGCCCCAUGGUACCUGCUUCUUUACAAGCAAAGAUUUCCCAGCAUGGUCCCGGAGGUCGACCAUUAUCUACCGCAGCGGAAGAGUUCGGCAAGAUGGCCCUAUCACUUCGGGAGUUGUCUGAUAUGGAGUUGCUCACCAUUGGCGGCGAACGUAUCCCGGUUAACUCACAUAUUUUGGCUCGUCGUUGGGGCCCAUAUUUUAUUCAACUUCUCCGUGAAUCUACAGCCUCGGAAGAGAUCAUGUCCGAUUCCGCUACCCUACGCCAGCAGCCCUCAUCUCACCCUAGCCGAAACUCUAGCAUCACAAUAACACCUUCAGUGGGCAACAGCAGCAACUAUUCUACCGCGACGACCCUAGUCGGUCGCAGUAGCUCAUCAUCCAACCGGAAAGCCGCCCCGUCGCUCCUCCCCAACCUCGAAAUCCCCUCCGCACACACCCUUACACCAACUUCCCGCCCUAGAACUCUAUAUCUCCCGCAUACCCAUCUAACCGUCCAACUUCUCGUCCAAUAUCUGUAUACUUCCUCACUCCCACCCCCUGGCUCCCAGCUCUGCACCCCGCAAAUCCUCUGCUCUCUCCUCCAGCUCGCACGCCCCUACCAGGUCGACGGCCUACUCGAAGCCACGGUCGAACGACUACACCAAGUUCUAGACGGCCGGAAUGCUGCAGCUGUUUUCAACGCAGCCGCCAUGGCUGCGGGCGGAGGCCGUGGCACAGGCUUUGCCAGCGGACCUGGUGGAACGCUCGAAGUUCUAAACGGCGCACACUCGCGCUCCAACGCCGUCGAGUCCGCCACAGAUCCAAUGAGCAGGCUGAAUCUCAACUCAAAUUCCUCAGAUACAGAGUCCGGAGACACAACGGGGCCUCGGUCGGGUGCAAUUGGUCGAGGCGUUGGUGGUGGUAGUGGACUUGGAGCCACCCAACGUCGCACAUCAAGCGCCCAGCGACCCGCCAACCUUCGCAUUAACACCACAAAUUUGAACUCUGGAAGCACAGCCGGCGGCAACCGCAACCGCGCCGAAUCAGUCAGCAGCGCAGCAAGCACGGCCACAUCAGCAUCGACAAAUACCAGCCUCAGCUUCUCAGAAUCAAUGGGUGCGGAUGAUAUUGCUCAUCAUAAUGAACACAUGAAUAAUAACAUGGAUGAUGACAUGCUUAGCCAUGGGCGCGGGCGGGCCAAGCCUGAACGGGAGAUUUGGACAGGUGAGAUUAGUAGUGUUGUUGGGCUGCAGAAGAGAGGAUUACGUGGAUUGAUGGAGGGGAGACGGAUGAGGGAAAGGGGUGGGAGGCCGACUACUAGUACACCUGGGACGGCUGGUGGGGAUGGUGGGGGUGGUGGGGGUGGUGGUGAGGGCGCAAAUGCAGCUGCCACCAGCGGAGGGCCACAGGCGACGUCUACGGUUAUCGCUGGCGCCGCCGUGGGUGGUGGGGGGUAGAUGAGGAAUGAGGCAGAAGCAAAAACGGAGGGUAAUCUGUGUCUGUGCUUCAAUAGGCGUUUAGGGACUGACGUUAUGAUGCAAAUGAUUUUACAUUCUUUUUCUGGGUUCCUGGUUCUUUUUAUUUUUACCCUCUUCCCCCUUCACCUCUUCUCUUCACCUCUACUCUACUCCAUUUCGAUGCCCCCUCCUUUGUCUUCGCGUUUUUAUCUUCACUAUUCCCCCCUUCCCUUACUUCGUUGUCAUUUCGCCCAGCUAACCUCUCUUCGUGGAUCUUAUGACUUUAUCCGAUAUCAUUUGUAUAUACACAUGUAUGCUUCUCGAAGCAUGCAUUUAUUUUUUCUCCCAAUCAACUCCUUUGGCUUGCUUGAAAAUUUUUUGGAUAUUUCUUUUUGUUCUUUUUGUUCUUUUUUUUUUUUUUUUUUUUUUUUUUUUUUUCCUCAUCGUAUGUUUUUCCACUUAACUCAUUUGAGUGUAUGGGGGGAGAGUGUAGUAAUUACAAAAUGAAUUGCAAUGUAAAACGUAGGUAUUUAGAAAGGGUGGGUGAUUGAUGUAACGGAUGGUAUGUGGAUACAAAUCUCCACAUUUUUUUCUUCUUUGUUUUCUUUUGGUUUUUAUGAAGGAAAGAGAGAAGAAGGGGAGAGCAUUAAAAAGGAGGGGAAUACGAUGAUUAAUAGUAAAGCCUAGAACUUCGAUGAGAAGAGGGGAAAUGGGACGAGCAAUUGAGAAAGAAAUGAAGAUAAAAAAAAAACAAAAAAACAACCAUUCGCCAUUUGAGAGCUAGAUAUUGAGAGUAGCGAAUCAUACCGAAGAAAGACCAUGACGGGUAGCAAAACACCCAAGUAGCAAAAUCUUGAAAAAUAUAUAUGAUGCAUUGAACAUGAUGUGGGGCAGAUGGAAGAGUAAAAAUUUACAAUCCCAGGGGAAAAGGAGAGAGGUGCCAG
Molecule: messenger RNA, 5031 nt
Organism: Blastomyces dermatitidis ER-3
Lineage: Eukaryota; Fungi; Ascomycota; Eurotiomycetes; Onygenales; Ajellomycetaceae
Product: regulatory protein Ral2
Exons: 2
Coding region: 1217-4087 (956 amino acids)
Biological process (GO): cell redox homeostasis
Cellular component (GO): mitochondrion; cytosol
Molecular function (GO): protein binding
Source: RefSeq, a predicted model, not a curated record